CAAAGACCCACAGAAAAAUGGGGUAGUUGAACGAAAGAACAUGAUUCUUGUUUAAGCUGCUUAAACCAUGUUUAUUCACUCCAAACUUCCACAUUUUCUCUGGGCUAAAGCUAUCAACACUCCAUGCUUCACUCUGAACAGGACCUCUAUUCAUAAAAGGUUUGGAUAGACUACGUAUGAGCUGAUCAAUCGUCGUACCCCCAAUGUUUCAUUUAUGAGAGUAUUUGGGUGCAAGUGUCUCGUUCCUACUGACAAAGAAGAUCGGAGCAAACUUGACCUGAAAGCAUUUGAAGGCGUGUUCAUUGGCUACUCACCUUCCUCCAAAUCAUACCGCGUUUAGAUCAGAGACAGAAAGAAAGUCAUAGAAAGCGUCAAUGUGACAUUUGAUGAGAAGGAAGAACAGGCUUCUGGACAUCUCCGUUUAGAGCCCACUAUCACUGGAGUUUUAGCACAGUUACCAUCUACAUCUCCUUCAUCAAACUCAAACACUAUGGAUCUUCACGUGCUGUUUGGCCAAAUCUAUGAGAACCUACACAUUCAUGACCCAUCUUCUCCACCACCAACACCAUUUACUGUUACAACAUCUACAUCUACAACAACAAGUGAAAUUGCGCCAUCAAGUGAGAACACACCACCAGAAACUAUUGAACCCUCCUCUUCGUCCACUCCUAAAAUAGAUACACAUUAUGUUGAUCAGCAACCCAACAACACAACUCAGUCACACUCUCACGUCAGAAAAUGGACCCGCGCUCAUACACCUGAUCUUAUACUUGGCGAUCCAUCAAGUGGACAUUGCACCAGAUCAACUAUAGAGAAUUGAAUGAGUGUUUGUUUUCUUACUUCCUAAAUCACACUAAUAAAAAAAACAAGCUUACAGUGACACUUUUGUAGUGACACUUUUAUGAUAGAAUACUACCAAUGACAUAGAAGUUUCACUAAUUUCUAACAAAAAAAAUUCACUAUCAAAUAGUGACACUUAAUGGGUCAGGUGAGCUUUAAGAUUUUUUAACUUAGCUAACACUUGGGUUUUUUGCAUUACACUUCAGGUUUUUCAUAUCUCACUAAAAUAUUUUUCCAGCGAUCUGUUCAUUCUUCCAGAGCUAGAGCCGCACAAAUGUAACCCUACCUUCAACAGAGUCGAUUUUCAUCUUUGUCUUACUCUGCCACCGUACUCGUCGCUAAUAUUCUUCUCAACUGGCCGAUUCUUCAUCUAGAGCUAGAGCAUGUACUCUGUCACCUGAGUUCGAUCAAUUUAGUCCAGAGCACCCUUCAACAGUUCCAUCGAUUUAGUCUGUCGCAGUACUCUGUCUCCGUACUCUGCCUCCGUACUACGCCCGACCCGCCUUAUCACUACUAGAUUUUUCUAUAUUUUUUGCUACCUCUUUGCCACGGUCGUCAAGAAACCACAACAAAUAGUCUAUAUUUUUGAGUUAUUUGUUGCGGUUCGAAUGAAACCGCAUCAAAUAGGGAAUUUAUUUGGGAGUAUUUGCGGCGUUUGUUGUUUAACCGCAGCAAUUAAAUAAUAAUUUAGAAGUUUUUGCUUCGGUCACGGUAGAACCACAACAACUAAUUUAUACGUAGUAGUUUUUAAAUAUCUGCUCUGGGGAUAGCUAAACCACAACAAUAGUAUAGACAAAGGGAUCGGGAAUGAGUGUCUCCUUUCUCGAGCGGUGGUCGCACAGUCAGAUCCAAAUCCCAAGCCCUCUCAGCCGCCACUCGUCCAUCAUCUGCCUCCGCUGCUCACUGGACGUCUGCCUCCGCCGCUCGCUCGACGUCUGCCUCCGCCGCUCGCUCGACGUCUGCCUCCGCCAUUCGCUCGAUGCCUGCCACCGUUGCUCGACGCCUCCCUCUACACAUCUCGCCCACCGCCUCCCACUGCACAUAUCGCACAACGGCCUUCUUCUGGAUUUCGAUCCUUGUUAUCGCCAGAUAUCACUCUCAUCGCCGGCUAUGUCAUCUUGUUCUUAGAUCCGGCAAACGAAGGCCAACUUUCAAUGAACUGCGUUUGAACAGAUCCGGUAAGCCUCAUACUGUUUUCUUUGCUAUACUUACUUGAUAUAUUGUUUUUCACAGUUUAUACUUAAGUUUCGUACAUAUUCACUGUAAUUUAGUAAAUUUUUCAAUACUUAUUGUUUUUUUGAUAUUGCUUCCUAUAUGUCUUGAUGCGGACUCAACCUCGUUCGAACCUAUUUAUAUUUACACUCCACUAAUCCUCAAGAAUUGAAGAUUGUUUCGAAUAAGAUAAGUACUCACUCAAUCAUCAAUUGAUUUUUUUUCAAAUGUUAAGAUGCAUUUUAAUCUAACAGAUGUGCAGUGAUUUUCAGACGUGUUUGUGGUAAAAGAGCAAUAUCUAUAUCACACGGUCAAGGCUAACACUAGGGUUCCAUACAGAACUUCAAAGGUGGUUUUAUUUUUCAAGAGCGUUGACUAUUUUGUUGUUGACUAUGUUGAAUUAUAAACAUCUUACUUGAUUGGAAUAAAUACUUUGUUUUACAAUGGAUUGUGCCUAUUAUUUGUUAUUCUACCGAUUCCACAGGUCAAGGAGGAUUUGCAAAUGGGUUAGGACUGUUAGUCUAAAAAACUGUGAUCAUUAAGGACUGUUAGUCUAAAAAACAUUUCGAUCAAUUGACUUAAUUACGGACCGCUAUACUUGAACUUAAUUAAUACUUAACUUUUGCAGUUUGAACUUUAUUUUCGUAAAUAUUCAUUCCAGUUUACUUAAUUUGUUAGAUACUUAUUGUUUAUUUGGUAUUGCCUCAUACAUGUCUUGAUAAGGCCCCAACCUCGAUCGCACUUGUUUAUAUUUACCCUACACGAUUCCUCAAACUCUCAAGAUUGGUUCCAAAAAUAUAAGUACCCUGUCAAGCAUGUAAUGAAUUUUUUUCUGAUAUUAAGAUAAAUUUAGAUCUAAAGAUUGUUAAUGUGUUUUAAGACGUGGUAGUGACCAAGAGCAAGAUUGACGUCACACAGUCAAGGCUAACUGUGGGCAUCCCUACGCCAUUUCAAAGGUACGAAGAUGACUCUACUCAUUUUCACCUCGACUCCACUCGCCUCAAAGAGUGGGGGACUGGGGGACUGAGAGGUCAGAUUUUCUGGAUGAGCAGCAAAUAUCACGCAUGAGCAGGAACGAGAGCUAAGUCAGAUGAAGACAAGUUGAACCAGACAAAAAUGAUUAUGCUGGAAGGGGCCUACCUUCCUUGUUUCAUGUUGGGGGCGCUAGGCGUACUCUUUUUCCCUUUAUUAUGAUUUUUUCCCACAGGGUUUUUUCCUAGUAAAGGUUUUUAACGAGGCACCUCCCCAUCAUGGACAAGGGUGGUGGUCCCCGGCCGGAAAGGGAGAAAUCAAAGACAGAAGAACGUUGCAGAUACAGUUUGGACUACUCCCUUUCGCCUCGAGUACUCUCGACUCAGGGAGUGGGGGACUCCUGAUGAAAUAUAUGGACUCCGACCCCCCGGUCUGCCAACUACUGGGCCUGGACAGCGGCCCACACACGUUUAGCGGAUAUCAUUCAUAUUAUUGUACAUUAUUAUUAUUCAAAUGUUCUAGAUUAGUUUUUUGUACUAUCAGUCCAUUUAUGUAACCGGGUCUGUCAGGCCCAUAUUAGAGGCCCAGACCUGGAUUUUCCCUAUAUAUACUCCUUUAGGAGGCUACACAACUCAUACAACCAAUAUUCAUUCUAUACACUAUUCAUCUUCUU
Messenger RNA from Cuscuta europaea, 3697 nucleotides. The record is from the annotation of a GenBank genome assembly. Lineage: Eukaryota; Viridiplantae; Streptophyta; Magnoliopsida; Solanales; Convolvulaceae.